Thelazia callipaeda (thelaziosis nematode) is the source of this 393-nucleotide messenger RNA. NCBI's taxonomy places the organism in Eukaryota, Metazoa, Nematoda, Chromadorea, Rhabditida, Thelaziidae. The record is from the annotation of a GenBank genome assembly.
AUGAAAGGAUUAACAGAUGCAAGAUGUGGCAAGUGCUCUGGAACUGUCGGUGCUGGUGGCUUCAUAGCCAACAAUCGUUUAUGGCACCGUAAUCACUUUCACUGUUCAAUUUGUAAUGAAAAUAUAACUCGAGAGUAUUACGUAAAUAAUGACGGUAAUGCUACGUGUGUCGCGUGCACUCGGAAAGCACCAGAACCUUGUUACAGAUGUGGAUCAGCCAUCAGUGAAACAUAUCUACAAGCAAUGGGACACUGUUGGCAUCAAAAAUGCUUUCUUUGCACUGCUUGCAAGAAGCCUUUUCCAAGUGGGCGGUAUUGGCUUCUAAAUGGAGAUCCUUAUGAUAACGAUUGCUACUGGGGUGCACGACUGGAUGCACAACGUUUGUCAAAGUGA